Messenger RNA from Bolinopsis microptera, 1191 nucleotides. Its product is annotated as calcium and integrin-binding family member 3-like. The transcript is spliced from 6 exons. The coding region runs from base 22 to 591 and encodes 189 amino acids. Lineage: Eukaryota; Metazoa; Ctenophora; Tentaculata; Lobata; Bolinopsidae. Gene Ontology annotation, molecular function: magnesium ion binding; calcium ion binding. The record is from RefSeq and is a predicted model, not a curated record.
UACAUAACAAAUAAUUUGAGGAUGGGUAACUCGGACUCGGCGCUUAUCAGUGAGAAACAGUUGGAGAUAUACCAGCUGGAGACAUUUUUCACAAGAAAGGAGAUCCUUCGUAUUUACGAGAGUUUUGCAGAUUUGAAUCCUGACAAAGUGCGUGAGGCGUUUUUGGCUGGAAACUACCAAAUUAAGAUGGAUUACGGAGAAGUGACUCAGUUAUCAGAGCUGAAGUUCAGUCCUUUCAAGGAUAGGAUCUGCCGGGUAUUUUCAGAAGAUCUGUCCGGAGACAUGACAUUUAGUGACUUCCUGGACAUGUUAAGUGUUAUGAGCAUGCAGGCCCCUAAAGAUCUCAAGGCUGCUUACGCUUUCAAGAUCUAUGAUUUUAACGAUGACGGAGAGAUAGACCGCACUGACCUGGAUGAACUAGUUAACAGAGUGACAGGGUUCAGGAUGAAGACGGAGGAUGUGGACGGUAUUGUGGACGAGAUAUUAAAGGAAUGUGACAUGGACGAGAAUGGAACAUUGACUCCCGCUGAGUUUGAAGACAUUCUCCAGAAGGCCCCCGAGUUCUCAGCUAACUUUAACAUAGAAGUUUAGGGAACGAUUUGUAAUCAUCAGUCAGUGAGUACUACUACAAUAUGUUCUCAUCAGUUACUCUUAUCUCUGUUAUCACUACAGUGUCUGAGUCAGAUUGAAACUUCCUUUACUCAUGAGCAACCAUCUGCUUUGAGACUGAAAUCCUAAGAAAUCACUUCUUCGUUGUCUGGACAUCAAGAUUUGUGCUUGAAGAACAAUGAAACCCUUCUCUCAUAUAUGAGUAUAUCAGAAAUUUAUUUAUUUUAUCAGUAAAUUCUUAACGUAAUUCUUUGUACUUUUUUUUGGGUUCGGGACAAUAUGUUUUGUUUUUUUAGUUUAGUUUUAAUUUAGAAAGCAACCGAGAAGCAAUCUAUAAUUUAAUUUGUUUUCAAAAUAAUGGCAGUUAACAAACUCACGUUGAUACAAAACUGCCGGCUUUUGAAAUUUGAUCCGUAUGUACAUUGUACAUACCGUUGACUUAACUUUAAUGUUAAGUAUUGUUCAUACUUAACUGUUAUAUUUAUUUCCAUUUCCUAUCAAAUUAUUUUUAGUAGCUGUACUUUAGUGGUAUAUUUCCCUAGUUGUUGUAAAUAACCAUGUAUAAUAUGUAAUCCAACAGUC